Messenger RNA from Cornus florida, 924 nucleotides. RefSeq names its product serpin-ZXA-like. Lineage: Eukaryota; Viridiplantae; Streptophyta; Magnoliopsida; Cornales; Cornaceae. The record is from RefSeq and is a predicted model, not a curated record. The transcript has 2 exons. Gene Ontology annotation, molecular function: serine-type endopeptidase inhibitor activity. The coding region runs from base 1 to 924 and encodes 307 amino acids.
AUGAACUUGUGUUCGAAGGUAGCAAAGCAGAUCCUGCUCAAAGAAGCUAGUGGUACUUAUGGCAUGAAGAAGAAUAGUGUGGUGUCUCCAUUGUCACUCAAUGCUCUGCUGAACCUGGCGGCGGCCGGGUCAACUGGCGCAACAGAGGAAGUGAACUCAUGGGUUGAGAAGACAACAAAAGGCCUCAUCAAGAACAUAAUCCCAGAACACUCUCUUGAUCAAGAUACAAUGAUUGUCCUUGCGAACGCGCUCUACUUCAAAGGAGCUUGGAAUUCUAAGUUUGAUGCAUCCAUGACAGAAGACGGAGAUUUUCAUCUCCUCAGUGGAGAGACAGUUUCAGUCCCUUUAAUGACCACAAGUUAUUCCGAGUACCAUUUCUAUGGAUCCUUCGAUGGUGUCAAACUUGUGAAGAUGCCAUAUCAAAAGGGCGAAGGCUCAAGCCAAUUCUCAAUGUACAUCUUUCUCCCCAGUGAGAGAAAUGGAUUGCAAAAUUUAAUAGAAACAGUUGAGGUCGCAGAUGGAAUAAUGUUACAUCAACUGUCCUCUCAUCUAAAGGAAGUUAAACUUGAUGAAUUUUGGAUUCCCAAAUUUAAAUUCUCAUAUGGGUUAGAAGCUUCAAACUACUUUAAAGAAUUGGGUUUGACUAAGCCUUUUCAGCGUCUUGGAGAGUUCAAAGGGAUGUCAGAUUCUGUCUAUAGCGAAGAACUAUUUGUCUCGGGUGUUCUUCACAAGUCAUCUGUAGAAGCGAACGAGGAAGGGACAGUCGCAGCAGCUGCCACUACAUUUGGGUUUGUUGGAUGUGCAAGGUUUCCUCCUUCAAAACCAAGUUUUGUGGCUGACCAUCCUUUCAUGUUCGUUAUAAGAGAAGAGAUAUCUGGGACUCUGCUUUUCAUUGGAGCUGUACUCAAUCCUAGUCUUCACUAA